Durotheca rogersii is the source of this 1035-nucleotide messenger RNA. RefSeq lists its product as uncharacterized. The coding region runs from base 1 to 1035 and encodes 344 amino acids. NCBI's taxonomy places the organism in Eukaryota, Fungi, Ascomycota, Sordariomycetes, Xylariales, Xylariaceae. The transcript has 4 exons. The record is from RefSeq and is a predicted model, not a curated record.
AUGCAGUGGAAAGCUCUGGCUCUUGCGCUUCUCGUGGAGCAUGGCUCCGGCCAAAUAUUCCCGAUGAUGCGUUUCGGCUGCUCGCAGCUCGUCGUCGACCGCAUAGACCCUCUGGUCAGCCCCGGGUCCAUCCCGUCGCCUCACCUCCACCAGAUCGUCGGCGGCAACUCGUUCAACGCCACCAUGGACCCGGCGACGCACGAUCUCCCCACCGGCUCGACCUGCACUAGCUGCACCUUCUCCGAGGACUUCUCCAAUUACUGGACCGCCGUUCUGUAUUUCCGCGCCCGCAACGGCACCUUCACCCGCGUGCCCCAGUUCGAGAGCGAGGGCCUCACCGCGAACGGCGGCAUCACCGUAUAUUACAUCCCGGCGGCGGAUGGGCGGACCAAGGUGACGGCCUUCAAGCCCGGCUUCCGGAUGCUCGUCGGCGACGCCGCGCUGCGGUCGCCGGGCGAGGCGCGCAAGGUGUGCCACCGCUGCAUGCCCGUGUCGGGAGACAACAGCAACAUCAACUGCGGCGCUCCGGACAGCCAGACCUUGCCCACGAGCUUCUGCCCCGGCGGCAUCCGCUCCGUCAUCACCUUCCCCACCUGCUGGGACGGCAAGAAUACCGACAGCCCCGACCACAAGAGCCACGUCGCCUACCCGAUCUCGGGAUCCUCCGACACGGGCGUUGGGCCGUCCGGGACCUGUCCCGCGAGCCACCCCGUCAAGAUCCCCCAAGUGAUGCUAGAAGUCAUGUGGGACACGCGACCUUUCAACAACAAGGACCUAUGGCCCGAAGAUGGCUCGCAGCCUUUCGUGUGGAGCACCGGUGAUAAGGAUGGAUACUCGCAGCACGGCGACUACGUCUUCGGCUGGGAAGGCGACUCUCUCCAACGCGCUAUGGACGCGCGCUGCAACGGCGACAUCUGCAGCGUGCUAAAGAUGCAGUCUCCGGAGGAGGCGAUAAACUGCACCCUGCCGCGCGUUGUCGAGGAGCAGAUCGACGGAUGGCUGACUGAAAUACCGGGGAUGGCCAUGGAGAGUUAG